AUGUUCACCCAGCCGCAAGUGGGGCGCGCCCUGGUGGCUAUCCUCGAGCACCCGAGCGCAACUGCGAAUCAGUAUGUCUACGUGUCCUCGUAUGCAGUGGCAGCGAGCGAAAUGGUUACCGUGCUGGAGAAAGCCACGGGGAGCAAAUGGAAUGUACGAAAGAUUGAUCUCAAGCAGACACUAUCCGAGGCGAACGAGAAGCUUGAAUGGAAGGGGGUGGGCUAA
Blastomyces dermatitidis ER-3 is the source of this 225-nucleotide messenger RNA. RefSeq lists its product as uncharacterized. Bases 1 to 225 code for a protein of 74 amino acids. The record is from RefSeq and is a predicted model, not a curated record. The transcript has a single exon. NCBI's taxonomy places the organism in Eukaryota, Fungi, Ascomycota, Eurotiomycetes, Onygenales, Ajellomycetaceae.